Molecule: messenger RNA, 818 nt
Organism: Folsomia candida
Lineage: Eukaryota; Metazoa; Arthropoda; Collembola; Entomobryomorpha; Isotomidae
Product: glutathione S-transferase 1
Exons: 5
Coding region: 117-740 (207 amino acids)
Biological process (GO): glutathione metabolic process
Molecular function (GO): glutathione transferase activity
Source: RefSeq, a predicted model, not a curated record
UAAAAACAAUGCAUCCAACCUUCGAUUAUGUGUAACUGGAAAGCCAAUUAAUUUCCCCAGUCCGUCUCGAACCAUCAUUAAUCGUUCAUUAAUAGACCGCAAAAACCUACUAAACUAUGACCUACAAACUAAAAUACUUUAACAUGCGGGGCAGAGGGGAAGAUAUCCGUCUUCUCUUCGCUGCAGCCGGUGUAAAGUUUACCGACGAACGGAUUAGCAACGAGGACUGGCCUGGUGUGAAGGAUGGGACACCAUGGGGACAACUUCCCACGUUGGAAAUCAACUCUGCCACCACGCGACAAACGCUCGCUCAAUCCGUCGCCAUUUGUCGCUACAUUGCAAGGAAAUUUUCCCUGACGGGGGCCAACGAAUGGGAGGCGGCCAAAUGUGAUGAGUACGUGGAUGCCGUGGUGGAUUUGUUUGCGGAAUGGGUCAAGUUUGUCUUUGAGCCGGACGCCGAUAAGAAGGCAAAAGCAAAGGAGGCCUUUGUCAAGGUGCACAUGCCUGCAAAACUGAAAAAGCUGAACAUGCUCAAGAACGAGAACGGUGGAAAUUUUCUGGUUGGGAAGAAUUUGACCUGGGCAGAUAUCUUCAUAGCGGACAAAUUGGAGCGCUUGGAAACUUCUGUGGGGCCGAAGGUGCUCGACGGAUAUCCACACUUGAGAAAAUUGAAGGAAGCAGUAUUUAAUGUGGAUAAGAUUCGGGCCUAUUUGGCAGCUAGGCCGGAGGCAGCGAUGUAAAAUAUCAAACAUUGCAAAAAAUUGGAAUGAAAAGUAAUGUAAAAUAAAAGAUUGCAUUGCGUGCCGGUUUGAUUAUUA